CGCUCCGCGCCGAGCAGACGCAGGAGCGCCGCGGCGGCGGGCGGGCGGCAGCGGCGGCUCCUGCGGGCGCUCCCUCCGUCCCUCCCUCCCUCGAUGCGCGGUGCGCGGCCGGCCCCGGGGCUUGCGCAGCGCGGCGGCGGAGCGGAGCGGUGAGCGGCGGCAGCAUGCGGCGGCCGGGGGAUGUCUGAGGCGGGCGGUGCGGCGGCGGCCGCGCUGCCCCGGCGCCGCUCCGGAGGCAUGCGGGCGGCCUGGGGCUCCGUCUGGUGCCUGUGCCUGGCGGCGGCCGUCGGCGGGAUGCCGGCGGCGAGGCGGCAAGGCGGCGGCAAGGCGGCGGCGAGGAGCGGCGGGCAGCCGGCAGAAUACUUGAGGAGCGAGACCGCCUUUCUGGAAGAGUUGGUGUUUGGAAAUGGAGAUACAAUUGAACUUUCCUGUAACACCCAAGGCUCUUCUGUGUCUGUUUUCUGGUUUAAAGAUGGUAUUGGAAUUGCACCUACCAACAGAACUCAUAUUGGACAAAAACUGUUGAAGAUAAUCAAUGUGUCAUAUGAUGACUCGGGGCUGUACAGUUGCAAGCCAAGGCAUUCCAACGAGGUCCUGGGAAACUUUACAGUCAGAGUUACAGACUCCCCUUCGUCAGGUGAUGAUGAGGAUGACGAUGAUGAGUCAGAAGAUACAGGUGUCCCCUUCUGGACCCGGCCAGAUAAGAUGGAGAAGAAGCUGCUGGCAGUUCCCGCUGCCAACACCGUUCGCUUCCGAUGUCCGGCGGGGGGGAACCCAACUCCUUCCAUCUACUGGCUGAAAAACGGCAAGGAGUUCAAAGGGGAGCACAGGAUUGGGGGCAUUAAGCUGCGGCACCAGCAGUGGAGCCUGGUGAUGGAGAGCGUUGUGCCGUCAGAUCGAGGGAAUUACACCUGUGUCGUGGAGAACAAAUACGGCAACAUUAGGCACACGUACCAGCUCGAUGUAUUAGAAAGGUCACCCCACCGCCCAAUCCUGCAAGCAGGGCUCCCUGCCAACCAGACUGUGGUGGUGGGGAGCAAUGUGGAGUUUCACUGCAAGGUCUACAGCGAUGCCCAGCCUCACAUCCAGUGGCUGAAACACGUGGAAGUCAAUGGCAGCAAAUACGGACCCGAUGGGACCCCCUAUGUCACAGUCCUGAAGUCUUGGAUCAGUAAAAACGCUGAAGCCGAUGCUAACCUAAAUCUGUUCAAUGUGACAGAACAAGAUGAAGGAGAAUAUCUGUGUAGAGCCAACAAUUUCGUAGGCAUAGCCGAAAAGCCAUUUUGGCUCCACAUUCGCAAACCAAAACCAGCUGAGGAGCUCAUGGAGGUGGAUGAUUCGGGCUCAGUGUACACUGGCAUUCUCAGUUAUGGCACUGGCUUUUUCCUCCUUCUCCUGGUGCUGGUCUUGGUGAUUGUCUGGAGGAUGAAAAUGCCAAACAAAAAAGCCAUGAACACUCCCACUGUUCAGAAAGUCUCCAAAUUCCCACUGAAGAGACAGCAGGUGUCGCUGGAGUCCAACUCUUCCAUGAAUUCCAACACGCCCCUGGUCCGGAUCACGCGCCUCUCCUCCAGCGAUGGGCCAAUGCUGGCCAACGUCUCCGAGCUGGAGCUGCCUCCAGAUCCCAAGUGGGAAUUGACUCGUUCUCGCCUGACCUUGGGGAAGCCGCUUGGCGAGGGGUGUUUUGGCCAAGUGGUGAUGGCAGAAGCAAUUGGGAUUGACAAGGACAAGCCAAACAAGGCCAUCACAGUUGCUGUCAAGAUGUUAAAAGAUGAUGCUACAGACAAAGACCUUUCUGACCUGGUCUCUGAGAUGGAAAUGAUGAAAAUGAUUGGGAAGCACAAAAACAUUAUUAACCUCCUCGGUGCCUGCACACAGGACGGACCACUCUAUGUGUUGGUGGAAUACGCGUCAAAGGGGAACUUGCGGGAAUACCUCAGGGCACGCCGCCCACCUGGCAUGGACUAUUCCUUUGACACCUGCAAGCUGCCCGAGGAGCAGCUGACGUUUAAGGACCUGGUUUCCUGCGCCUACCAGGUGGCACGGGGCAUGGAGUACUUGGCAUCUCAGAAAUGCAUUCAUCGCGACUUGGCAGCCAGGAACGUGUUAGUCACUGAAGAUAAUGUGAUGAAAAUAGCUGAUUUUGGCCUUGCUAGAGACGUUCACAACAUUGACUAUUACAAGAAAACCACCAAUGGUCGGCUGCCUGUGAAAUGGAUGGCUCCAGAAGCCUUGUUUGACCGGGUCUAUACUCACCAGAGCGACGUCUGGUCUUUUGGAGUGCUACUAUGGGAGAUCUUCACUUUGGGAGGGUCUCCAUACCCAGGAAUUCCUGUUGAGGAACUCUUCAAGCUCUUGAAGGAAGGCCAUCGGAUGGACAAACCUGCAAACUGCACCCAUGAUUUGUACAUGAUCAUGCGGGAGUGCUGGCACGCCGUCCCCUCGCAGCGCCCCACCUUCAAGCAGCUGGUGGAAGACCUGGACAGGGUCCUCACCGUGACGUCCACCGAUGAGUACCUGGACCUCUCGGUGCCCUUCGAGCAGUACUCGCCGGCCGGCCAGGACACCCACAGCACCUGCUCCUCAGGGGAUGACUCGGUCUUUGCACAUGACCUGCUGCCCGAUGAGCCCUGCCUGCCCAAGCACCCGCCCUGCAACGGCGUCAUCCGGACGUGAGGACCCCCAGGGCACAUGGACAGACGGACAGAUGGACGGACAGGUGGGCAGUGUGCCCAUGGAGGCGCAAGUGUGGGGCGCCGAGCGUGAAACCGUAGUGAAGGAUCUUCCAGUGGAACUGUGUGAUGGUGCCUGGAGAUUUGUGUUGUUGACAAGCUGUUCAGGGUUAAAAACAAAAAAAUUUAACUUUUUUUUUUUAAUUUUUUUUUUUUUUUUUAAAUAUUUUUUUUCCUCCCUAUUGCUGUAUGAAAAGUCAAGAAGCACUGUUUGGCCUGAAGGAACUAAUCUCUUGCCAAGAUGAUCUAUCCUAGAUGAUUUUUUUUUGUUUUGUUUGGUUGUUUUUUUGUUUACUUUUCAUAUUUUGCUAGGGAUUUUUCUUUAGUACGCAGAAUGUUGAACCUGGGGGGGUGCUCUGACCCCCCAGCCUCCGCGCUUGCGUUCCAAGUGCCAGAGUAACCGUUCUGUGCCUGCAUUACGAAGAGAAGAGAAAAAGAAAUCUUCCUUAAAGAAAAAAAAAAAAAAAGAAAAAAAAAAAAACACACAGAAAAAAAAAAAAAGGUGUAAAGAAUGUGGAAAUUCUUCGCUUAUGCAAUCUGUACAUGAACCUUUUUGGUGGAGCUGAAAAGCCACGUUGCCUGCAGGGAUUCAUAUAUUUAUAAAAAUAUCUAUAUUUUUGUUGUCGUCGUUUUUAUAGCUUCAUGAUCGUACUACCCAGCUACACAGAAGGAAUCCUUUUUGGAAGAAGAGAAAGCAAAGCUAAGUAAAAUGCAAAUUGUCAUGGAGAAAUGAAAGUAAAAAUAGUAAAAAAAGAGAUGGUCAAGUCAUCCGAAGUGUCAGCGCCUUGGCCCUCGCACGGGGCUGGGAAUGGUGUGUCCGUGCCAAGGCAGGAGCAGACCCCAGGGAUGGGCAGAGACCCUGUGGGGUCCCUGGGGAGCAGAGCAUCACCCACCUGAGAGCGGAGGGUGCCCUGAGACCUGGCUCCUGGGUGCCCACGGCAUCUCAAGUCACACCCUGAUCUUUGAGAACAGCCAGUUGCGGGGUGGGGGGGAAAGGAAUAAAUCUCAUUUUUGGGAUUUGGCUGUUGUUGCUUGCCAAGGGUGAGUGGGGGGAGCAGCUCCUCUAUCCACACCCCUCAACACCAGAGGUUUGGCUCCAUCUACGUGCAGUGACUUGGAGAAAGAAGUUACGGGUACCUGUAGGCAAGAGCCUUUAACUUAUAUCAAAAAGGUUUAUUCCAGAGAAUCUGUAUAUAUCUAUAAAUAUAUCGUGUAUAUAUAUAAAUAAAUAUAUUAAAAUAAAAGAAUGUAUAAUACUAAUGCAACAUAAAGCAGUACUGAGAGAGAGAGUCUCAAAAUACGAGCAUUGCAAUCUAGGAUAUACUGAUCUGGGCAAAAGAAAAGAUGUUUUUGAUUGUUUUAUAUCUUCACAGUUUUGUUUUAAAAAUUGUACCUUAACAUGUAUAUUUGUAAAGUUAUUUAUAGACAUUAACAUAUCUGUUCAUUGGUUUAAAUAGCAUAGUGUUACUGUAAACUUUAAAUUUCACCAACCUUAAGGGUGUUUUUUUUAACUUAUUAAAAAUGGAGAAAAAAUAUAUUAAUCAAGUUUUUCCUUUGUGUUUAUGGGAAAUAUUGAAAGAAUGUAUAGAUGUACAGUUCCUUUAACAAAUUACAUUUAAUGUUAUAAAUAUAUAUAUGUAUUCAUUAAAAAAAUAUUAGUUUAUCCUGGAUUGCAGUGAGCAAAGGUAAGUUUAUUUUUCAAUACAUCACCAGUGGUUAAAACCAAACAAAUAGCAGCAGAGAGAUGAUUUUUACAUAUUUCAGAAAAACAGGGCCAAGAAUUCUUCCAUCAGUUUAACCACUGUGCAUUAAGGGGGUGUGGGUGUUUAUUUUUCUAUUUUCAAAUGAAGGUAUUCUUUGUGGUCGAUUUAAUAACAAGUAUGCAGCAAAGUGAAAUGUUGACUUUGGAUGGUGCAGGGUAGGUUUUUUCUCUCCCCUUUGCCAGUACUGUUGUAUUUUGGGCUUCAGAAAUGCCAUGUGAGCAAAAUAGUGACACUGUUUGCAGAAGAGCUGCUACAGCUGCAUAUUUCUUUUGCAUCUAACACAUUGGAAAGUGCCAGUGAUGCCUGAGUUUUGGUGUUUAGAAUGCUGUGCUGUUUUGUUCCUCAAUGCCAGAUAGCUGUGUAAAAGCACAGGAGGGAACGAAGGAAUGUUAGCAUGGAUCAAGCUGACAGUGGGGGAGGUUUGGGCUGAGUAUUUUUUGUGGGUGGGUUUUUUUCGGUUUGUUUGUUGUUUUUUUUUUUUGUCCAGAAGACAUCUUUAUGUACUGCCAGAAAGAGGCAAAGCAAAUUGCAUCCUAAAUUCUUUCUUUUCAUUUUUCUCUGGUGCAUAUUGCAUAUCAAUGUUGCAGAAUAACAGGAUGACAGCAUCUCAUUUAAAGAUAUUUUUUUUCUUCUUAGAGCCACAGAAUCCUUAUCCUAAAAUAAAUAAUUUAUAGUUUGAGGUUACUUCAAUGGAAGUUUCAGAAGGUAGAUUUCUAUAGAUUUUUGUUUUGUUGGAAUAAAAAAAAAGAAAGAAUUUUUUGGUAUUUUCUUACAAAUGUCUGCUAAUUAUGUACAUUCCAAGUACUCGAAGCAAAGAGUUUUCCUGUACUGAAAAAAGAAAAUGUACAAAACUGUGCAUGGUUUUAAAUGUUACUAGAUAUUAUAAAUAUAUAUAUAAUUUAUUGAGUUUUUACAAGAUGUAUCUGUUGUAGACUUGUUGACUUUAACAUUUCUUAUUCAAUGCUUAUAUAGUUUUAUAGCCUGGACUAUUAUCUUUAAAAGCUUAAAAAAAAUUAAAAGUUUCAAUUUUGUUACAUUUUAUACUGUUGAUGUUACAAUCCACAGGUUUGCAUAGUGUGAUUUUUUGCAAUGAGCAACUCUGUUCAGUUUAUUUUAAUACUGUACUUCUGUGCCUGACAGCUGCAGCUGUCGAAGGUGUGAGAUGAACACUAAAUAAAACUAUUCUGCUUUUGUUAA
Poecile atricapillus (Black-capped chickadee) is the source of this 5692-nucleotide messenger RNA. RefSeq names its product fibroblast growth factor receptor 3 (gene FGFR3). Gene Ontology annotation, molecular function: fibroblast growth factor binding; fibroblast growth factor receptor activity; ATP binding. Gene Ontology annotation, biological process: positive regulation of kinase activity; multicellular organism development; positive regulation of cell population proliferation. The coding region runs from base 181 to 2676 and encodes 831 amino acids. Gene Ontology annotation, cellular component: membrane; signaling receptor complex. The transcript has 18 exons. The record is from RefSeq and is a predicted model, not a curated record. NCBI's taxonomy places the organism in Eukaryota, Metazoa, Chordata, Aves, Passeriformes, Paridae.